Molecule: messenger RNA, 2780 nt
Organism: Clupea harengus (Atlantic herring)
Lineage: Eukaryota; Metazoa; Chordata; Actinopteri; Clupeiformes; Clupeidae
Gene: pkmyt1
Product: protein kinase, membrane associated tyrosine/threonine 1
Biological process (GO): meiotic cell cycle; negative regulation of G2/MI transition of meiotic cell cycle; protein phosphorylation
Cellular component (GO): nucleus; cytoplasm
Molecular function (GO): protein kinase activity; ATP binding
Source: RefSeq, a predicted model, not a curated record
ACUGGUAGGGAAGCGUCGCUCAUAGUUUAGCAAAGAAAAGGUUCGUGAAGUAGGGUCGUAUUUUUAAAGUCGUUUCAACAAAGGGAUGUAUGAAAACAUACAAAGGACUGUCAGUGUCAACUGUCAGAACCUUAUAUUGCCAAACUAAACGCGUAACGUUACACGUUGUGCAAACUGUUGGUGGCUAUUGAAGCUAACGAUAUAGCAUAGGUUGUUUCGGUAACUAUCCAUAAUUGGUGCUAACUUUACAUUUGUAAUCUCUGCCAAUUUUACAAAGAACUAACUUGGGUUACUCUUGAAUUCCCUACUUAUAAGAGGACUUCCACACUAGUGUGCUUGAGAAAGGCUUCCAACAUUAGAUAUCGGACCUAUCGUCAGAUGUGAGCCAACUUGUCAACGGGAGAAGCAUUUCGAUUUUCACUCGUAUGACAGAUGCCUUCUCUGUAUUUCUCCAUUGGCAUAAUUUUAAGAGACACUUUUGGAUCUAUAUUUAAUUUUUUGUUAUUUUAAUAAAACCAAAAAUCCUCACUUGGCGACAUCAUGUCUGUCACCAUGGAAACUAAUGUGGCCACCACCCCUCUCCCCAUCCCAGCCCAUUUCUCCCAUGCCCAGCAGUCCUUCUCCCUGAAGAAGAGAAAGUUCCCUUUCUCCUCAUUUUCCUCAUCUGCCCUCUUCUCCCCCUCUCGUCUCUCCCACUCCCUGCCACCGCGCCCACCCUCCAAAGGGUGCCCUCCCGUCAGUCGCCUGUUCCCUCAGGAGCCCCUAUCAGCCUGGACCCCGCUGUCACGCUCACUGAUUGCCAAUCCCCCUCCACCCUCGCUCUAUGACCCCAAGCGACCUCAGCCCUUCUUCAGCCAGUGCUUUACCAACCUGGGCCUGCUGGGUCGAGGCUCUUUUGGGGAAGUGUAUAAGGUUCUGAGUCUUCUUGACGGGCGUCAGUAUGCAGUUAAGCGUUCCGUGCAGCGGUUCCGCAACGGCAGCGACCGUGCGCGGUGCCUGCGUGAGGCGCGGAACCAUGAGUGCCUGGGGCCCCACCCCCACGUGCUGGGCUUCGUGGCGGCCUGGGAGGAGGGCGGGCGCCUCUACAUCCAGACGGAGCUCUGCUAUACCAGCCUUCUUCUGCACGUGGAGAACCUGCCCUGCAGCCCCGAUGAGGUGACUGUGUGGGGGUACCUGUGUGACCUCCUCCACGCUCUGAGGCACCUGCAAACCUGUGGGUUCACCCACAUGGACCUGAAGCCCGCCAACGUGUUCGUCACGCGCUCCGGGCGCCUCAAGCUGGGCGACUUCGGCCUGCUGCUGGAGAAGAGGACGGGGGACGGAGAGAGGGAAAAAGAGGGGGAUAGAGACGGGGAGGCGGAAAAGGAGGACAUGCAGGAGGGGGACCCCAGGUACAUGGCCCCCGAGCUGCUGAAGGGGGAGUACGGCCCGGCUGCCGACGUCUUCAGUCUGGGGGUGUCCAUCCUUGAGUUGGCCUGCAAUAUGGAGGUGCCCAAAGGAGGAGAGGGUUGGCAGCAGCUUCGCCAAGGGAUUCUGCCCUCUGAAUUUACCAAUGGCCUGUCUCCUGAGCUGCAGCGUGUGCUGUGGCUGAUGCUGGUCCCAGAGCCCAGUAAGCGCCCUUCAGUGGAGCAGCUGCUGGCACUGGCGUCCGUCCGCAAGCACAGCUGGAGACGCCACGUGUCCCUACUGCUGCAGGAGACCCUGCAGGCACUCCUCUCACUCUCACAGUCAGUGGUCUCUCUGGGCUGGGGGCUCCUAUCCGCCCUCAAUCUCCCCUUCCUGCCCCGUUGUGACCCCCCCACGCCCUGCACCCCCCCGCGAGACAGCUGGGAGAAGGAGGGGGACCUCAGCACCCUCCCCCCCAGCCCCCCCACACCCCCCAGUGCACUCCACGACUCAGGGCGGGGGUCUGUGUGCCUGGGGGAUGAGUCUGUGUUCCUCCCUGAGCCCCUGCGCUUCGAUGACUCCCCUACAGACAGACUUCCAUCUCGGCUCUCCUUCGGCAGCACCUCCACCCCUGUGUCGCCCCCCUCCACUAAACCCGACGCCAGCCCUCUGCACUCCCAGAGCCGUGACUGGCUGACCACGCUGGAGCACCUCGCUCACACUCCCCCGAGCUCGCACCCCGGCCGCUCGCGUGUGGCGCCGGUCCUGGGCGGCACCACCACCACACCCAGCUUCAGCCCCAUCCACAACCACAGCCUCUUGGACCGGACACGGCCGGCCUCUCGCACCCUAGACCCCAAUAGUCCGCCUCAGACCCCGUCCUCCAGGCACUCGCGGUCGUGCUGUCGGGACCAGGACUGGACUGCUGGGGCGUCCUUCAACAAGCACAGCUUUGAGCCCAAGAACCUUCUAACCAUGUUCGAUGAGGCCGUGCAGAAUUAGUUGCCGUGUGAGAGACUACUGCAGUGUGUGUGUGUGCACGUGUGUUUGUGUGCGUGUGCACGUGUGUUUGUGUGCUACAUGUGUUUGUGUAUGUGUGUGUGUGUGUGUUUGUGUGAGUGAGAGAAUAGAGAUAUGUAUAUGUGGUUAUGGCAAUCCAUCUAGUGGCCUUACUUACUGGUUCAUGUUAUCUAUGGAUAUAUUGAAUUACCUGAGAAAUAUUGUGCAGUUGGUAUGAUUUAGUAGCCUGUGUUUAAAAAAGAAAAAAAAGUUCACUAUGUGAGUUGUUUUGCCGUUUACAUAAUGUGAUGUGUUGUUAACUUGAAUGUGACCCUACUCAUGUUGAGAUGUUAAUAUAUUAUCUUUAUGUAAAUCGUCUAUUUGCCAUAUCGCAU